UGACGGUGCCGGAGCUGCUGCGGAGCGGCGCGGCCGGGGCGGCCCCGGCGACCCCCGACCCACUCCCGGCGCGCUCCCGGCGCCCGCCGCAGCCGCAGCGACCCUCGCGGCCGCUCUCGGCCACCCUCCCUCGCCAGUGCGGAACCGCGGGAGGGGGGGCAAUGGAGAUGAAGAAGCGCAUCAACCUGGAGUUGCGGAACCGGGCCCCCGAGAAGGUGACAGAGUUGGUGCUCGAUAACUGCCGCUCCAGCAACGGGGAGAUCGAGGGGCUCAAUGACUCGUUUAAGGAGCUCCAGUUCCUCAGCAUGGCCAACGUUGAGCUGACAUCACUGGCCAAGCUGCCCACGUUGAGUAAGCUCCGGAAGCUGGAGUUGAGCGACAAUGUCAUUUCUGGAGGCCUGGAGGUCCUUGCAGAGAGAUGUCCUAAUCUCACAUAUCUAAAUUUAAGCGGCAACAAAAUCAAAGAUCUUGGCACUGUGGAAGCUCUUCAAAAUCUGAAGAAUUUGAAGAGUCUUGACCUGUUCAACUGUGAGAUUACAAACCUUGAGGACUACAGGGACAGCAUCUUUGAGCUGCUGCAGCAGAUCACAUACCUGGAUGGGUUUGAUCAGGAGGACAACGAGGCACCAGACUCAGAAGAUGAUGAUGAUGAGGGGGAUGAAGAUGAUGAUGAUGAUGAGAAUGAAGCUGGGCCUCCAGGAGAAUAUGAAGAGGAAGAUGAUGAAGAUGAUGGAGCUUCAGAUUUGGGUGAAGGUGAAGAGGAGGAGGAAGUUGGUCUUUCAUACCUGAUGAAAGAAGAAAUUCAGGAUGAAGAGGAUGAUGAUGACUACGUUGAAGGAGGUGAUGAGGAGGAAGAAGCAGAGGGUGUCCGAGGGGAGAAGAGGAAACGAGAGCCCGAGGAUGAAGGCGAGGAAGAGGAGGAUUAAUUUGCAGGACCAGACUCUCCAGUUAAGGAAGACGCAAUAGUGAUUAUGCAGCUCUGUAUGUCCAUGUACCAUAGAUGUCCUGACAGAAAUCCUAUGUUAACUUUUUAUAGCAGAAGUGUGGUUUUACUAUUCCUGCCCCUUUUAUCAUUCCAGAUAAGCUCUGAUAGCCCAUAGGGAACCUUCUGUAGAGAACAAUUUUCAGCCCUAUAAUCACUGAAGCCAUUGGCAAAUUCUCCCCACCAGAGUUUUCUUUGGAGCUCUUUAAUUUCGUACAAUCUUGCUGUGUUGGUCAUUGUUAGCCCUGAAUCCAUCCCCAUGUCCCAUGGGUUUAAUAUUGGGAGUUUUCAUUCAGGAUUUUGAAGUUUUUAUGCUUAAAAAGCAGAACUGAAAAGUGCUCUACAGUGAAUUCCCCACUCUCUGUUAAAUCAGUUGACUCUAGGCCAAGUUUUCCAUGGAUUCAACUGGAAACCCCUAACUAGAUGACACCUGUGUUUCAGUUUUUUACAAGGUGUCUCCUGUGAUUUUUCUUUUUUGAAAGCUCUUCUCUAUUUUUGGGUAUUUCAGAGUAAAGCCUCAGUGAGUUUCAGACGAUGUUUUUGUUUUCCUGCUUGCUCCAAUGUUCAGUGUUUGGAGUAUUCACUAGAUCCCUUCAAGGGUGUAUUUUGGCAAACUGAAAGAGUUGUGAUCCUUACAGGGUUGCAAUCCAUAAAUUUUCCCCCAAGUCCAUUGUCACUGCAGGUAUUAACGAAGCAAUUAAUGUGUAGUUUUAAACCUUUUUGCCAGAAAUCUUUGUUAAACUUUCACUCACUUUGCUCUUGCAUUGUCAUUCUGGGAAUUCUGCACCACUCAUGGCUAUAAAAUGUAUAAAAUAGAUGAAAUAUGCAUUUCUGAUGCAGAAGUGAACGGGUAACUCCUCCAAGCGUGUUGUUUUCCACCCCCCCAGCUCUUCUAGAACUGUUGAAGGGAAGAAUGAACCCAAGCUGGCCCUUCUCUGCACUUCACCUCUUAAACUGUUUCAAUCUGGCUGUAAAACACUCAGUUUGUGUGUAACAGUUGGGAAUAUUUGGGGGUUUAUAUUGAGUGGCUUUUUAUCUAGCAGCCUUUAUAAUUCCUAAUCUGCCCCAAUGUAUCAUCUUAUCCUGUUGGAAACCAAUUUUCACUUCCAGCAUUCCUCCUUCAGGCAUGACCUGGCUUUCACACAGUGUAGUCCUGGUAUCACACUGACUGACAUCAGUCUCACAUAGGUCCUGAACCAAAUAUCACACACAGCUUUAUUGCAGAGACUUAUUUUUGUAUCUGUCCUGGCUGUCAGUAGCUGCCAGAAACUGGGGAGAGCCUGCAGGUGGGAGGAGGGAGAUUGCUGGGUCUAAGAGAGUCAGUCCCUCAUCACCUGGUUCCCUGUGGGAUGUCCCUCAGGAAUUUCAGAGUGACCUCCAGCUCUUGGGUGGAGUUUAGAUCAUGCAGGGUUGAAGUUUCUGCAAAGCCCCACUCCCUGUGUGUGUGGUUUUUCUCCCCCCCCAACUAGAGCCUUAAUUCUGGGUUUCUCCUGAACCUUCCUGGCCUCAAGCGGAGUCUGGUGGUACACUGGGGAACAACUGACUCCUUGGGCUUUGUGGUUUUUAAAGGAUAUCUCUAAAGACACUAGAAAAGCUGUGGUGAAACUUCCUUUGCAGCCACAACCAAGUCCUGUGUUUGUGAUGAGUCCUGGCUGGGUCAGUGCAUGGUUGUCAUGUCCUGAAGGCUCUGGGUGAGGCACUCACUCCGUGCUCAGCUUUGAGAGAAAAAGUGUUUUUUCCCAUCCUUUUGCUUAUUGUCCUUAGAUUGAAACUUGUUAUUUAUAAGUGUGUACGUUAGAGCACCUCCAUGUCAGGGUUUUACUUAACUGUCUGUAACUGAUGCAGAUAAAAUUAGUUUUAAAUGGAAGUAGAAAAAAAAAAAAAGAGUCUAUUUUGAUGGAUUAAAAUAAUGUGGGUAGUGGGCUUGUUUGAAUAAGCAAGACCAGAGCUCUGAGGGGUGACAGCCCUUCCCUAGGCCAGACUUCCCACUUCCCAAACAGCCACAGUUCCACCACGUGGAACCUGAGCCCCUCACGAACCCAAGAAUCUGUCCCAGUGUCACCGUCCCCGGCCCCGUGUCCUCCGCUCGGCAUGCAGCAACAGCGUUUUUUAACGAGGAAUUCAGAGCCUCCAGAUAACUUUUGAAACUUUUUUGCUUGGUGGGUGGUCUUUUCAUGCAAAUACGUCAGGGUGGGUUUUAUAUUUUGUAGAGGUUUUGUCCUAUUUUAAUGCUCUUUGUAUGGCAGUCUGUAUAUAGUGUGGUUUGGUUCCUUCUCCGACUCUUUCCUGAAACUUUGGAGUAACUGAUUUUGUGCAACUGUGUUUUGAAUAAAGCCAUGACAGUGUUAAAUUAAAGACAACAGCCCUGCAGCACUCUUCUGGUAACUUUUAGUUGUUACAAAACAUGUUUCCUCCCCAUGUGUGCUGUAAAUUUUAAAUUAAAAAGUUUUCAAACCGAAUUAUUUCAAAUAAA
Haemorhous mexicanus (house finch) is the source of this 3455-nucleotide messenger RNA. It is a transcript of the gene ANP32E, whose product is annotated as acidic nuclear phosphoprotein 32 family member E. Bases 162 to 926 code for a protein of 254 amino acids. Gene Ontology annotation, molecular function: histone binding; phosphatase inhibitor activity. Gene Ontology annotation, cellular component: nucleus. Gene Ontology annotation, biological process: regulation of apoptotic process. The record is from RefSeq and is a predicted model, not a curated record. NCBI's taxonomy places the organism in Eukaryota, Metazoa, Chordata, Aves, Passeriformes, Fringillidae. The transcript has 7 exons.